Molecule: messenger RNA, 1694 nt
Organism: Prunus persica (peach)
Lineage: Eukaryota; Viridiplantae; Streptophyta; Magnoliopsida; Rosales; Rosaceae
Product: ribonuclease 3-like protein 2
Exons: 4
Coding region: 212-1456 (414 amino acids)
Biological process (GO): siRNA processing
Cellular component (GO): cytoplasm; nucleus
Molecular function (GO): RNA binding; ribonuclease III activity
Source: RefSeq, a predicted model, not a curated record
UUUUAGGUUUCGUCAGUUUAACUUUCUGUCAUUUCCAAUUUCCAUACAAAUAGUGUGUGAUUGGCCGUUCUACCUUUACCUACUAUUAAGGUUUUUGUGAUGAAGCUAAUUGGUUUCAUCACUUUAAUUUUCUGCCAUUUCCAAUUCUUACACUAGUAGUUUUUACUUUAUCAAACUUCAAACCACCACCCCCCACGAAUUCAUCAAGAAGAUGACGAAGGUCUUCACCACCCCAACAUCCCUUGAUCGUGUACGAUCACCGGAAAUGAAAGAUUCAGUGACAGCCGUGGAGAAGAUCGUCGGCUACAACUUCAAGAACAAGAAGCUUCUAGAAGAAGCUCUCACCCACCCCUCCUAUGGGUCCGCUUCGUAUAAACGCCUUGGCCUUGCGACCCUUGGCGAUAGCGCUCUUGGCCAUGCAGUGACCAACCACUUCUUUUGUAUGGCUGACCACCCUCAGUUCAGCGAAGGCCAACUCACUUUGCUACGCUCUGCCAAUGUUAGCAACCACAAACUCGCCUGCGUCGCUGUUCGUCAUGGGCUUUAUCGCUACCUUCGCCACUAUGAACCUGCUUUUGAUGAUAAAAUUGAGGAGUUUAUUGAAGCUUUAAUUAAUGGAGAAGAAGACGUGGGGUUUGUUGAGGCCGAUGAACCCAAGGUUCUUGCAGAUAUUGUUGAGUCCGUGGCAGCUGCUAUUUACAUUGAGUUAAAUUUUGAUCUCGAUAAACUAUGGAUGAAAUUUAAGCCUCUUUUGGAACCUAUAUAUACUCUUGAAAACUUGCAAGGUCACCCCAUGACAAUAUUGAAAGAGUUUUGCGAGAAGAGCAGGAAGCGCCUUGAAGUGCGGCUGAGAGAUGAGACCGGAAAUAUAAGUAUUGCUGAUGUCUAUGUUGAUGGACUGCUUAAGGGAUCGGGUUCUGCUAAACGGAAGAAUACCGCACAGCAUAUUGCUGCUCAACAAGCUAUACAAAAGUUGUCGCAAUCGAUGGGUGUAAACAACAAAGGUACAGCAGCUGGAAACGACAACUCAUUUCGUAUAGAAGAAGCGAUGAAUGAGUUGCAUGUGCGUUGUGAAAAGAAGAGGUUGCCUAAACCAGAUUACAGAGAAGAGAAGAAAUCAGGUCCUCCACAUUCACCCAAAUUUGUAUACUCAGUUAAAGUGGUAACUUUAGAUGGUACCGUGAAAUCUGUGAAGGGAGAUGAAAAGUCAAGAAUACAAUAUGCGAAGAAUUCUGCAGCUCACAAGAUGAUCCUUACUUUACAAGAAUAUGAUAAUGUGAUCAAAACCAAAGAAUCCGAUUGCGUAAUGGGUAAUAUUCCCUCACUCUACACACUUGGGGCUAAGGCCUAUAGGGUGAUAAGAAGUCUCUUGGUUUUUUGUUUGAAGGGAAUACUUACACUAGUUAUUGUCUCUGUUUUGGCCAGCUUAGUUGCUGAGCGGUAUAAAUUCCCAUAACCAGACUUGGCAAGGCAUGAGUGAAGAAGAUAAUCUCAUUUUCUCUAUAAUUUCUGUACUUCUGCCUCUGAAUUUCUUCCACAGUUUCAUAUAUAUAUAUAUAUAUAUAUAUAUAUAUGUGCUUGUAGUUGUAUAUGUGCGUAGGUUCCUCUACCUGCUACAUUGAUUUGAACUUGUAACACUUGGUUCGUGCUCGUAGGUUUUAGAUUGCUCUGAAUAAUAAUUGCAUAGUUGUGUA